UGUUUCUGUUAGCCGCAGAUGCUAACGGGCAGAUAACAGAGAGCGGCUCUGUUGGCUGCGUUGACAAGCGUCAGUAUCACGUUUAAAAAAGGGAUUUUCGUUGUAAUUUAUUCACUUGAAAUUACACAUAUCCAACCAGGACACCGUUCUACGACACUGCAGUCAGGAGGGAAGACGCUUUAAACUCUCACCUCACGGUUGCAUCAGUCAGCCUGCCUCUCUGUGGAAUAAAUCCUGGCUCUCAGCUGAAGAUGGACGUUUACUUACCGGUAUAACUGCAGCCUGUGAAUCAGUGAGAUCUGCUGCCAGAUGACCAGGAGACCUCACCAUGAAGCCUGUCAGCUAUCAAAGCAUGCCGUCAUCUGUGAACGGUGGGCAUCCAAAUGUGGCACUGGAUCGUGUGUUAAGCACUUCAAAUGUGAUGUAUUGUGAGAAAUGUGGAUUUGCAUCCACAGAUGGCGUAGUGUUCAAGAAGCAUAUGUUGGAGCAUAUGCAGACAAAGUUUUAUUGCUUUUAUUGCAACAACGUCUCUUUCAGUGAGGCUGAAUUAGCCGUGCACCUGAAGCAGCACACUUCAAAGUAUCCAUUCACGUGUCCCCACUGCGGACAGGGCUACAUGAGGAGGCUCUGCCUUGUGAAGCACAUCGACCGUUUGCAUAGUAAAAGCAUUAAUCAAGGACCUGCUAAGCCUGGCAUGACAAAAACUCCACAGAUCCCUGUCUCCAGUGCCUUAAGAAGUGUGCCCGCUGCUGAUCCAUCUUCUGUUCGACCAGUUGUUCGAGUGACAGUACCCACCCCGUCUGUACCUGCUGCCAGAUUUGGAAAAGAUGAACAGAGAGGGAAAACACUGGACACAAAUGUAUCAACUGCCACUAAUGGUAAUGCAGAACUUUUGUCCCCUUUGAACGGACUAAUUCAGCACAACAGAGCACUAACAGUUUCUCUUCCCGAGGAGGUAAAUAUCCCCGCUGGCUGCUUAGUUGAACUUGUCGAGGUGAAAACUGUCAAUGGGACAAAGGAGCUAAAGCUAAGGCUCAUCUCUCAACAGGAAAACGAGUCUGUAAUAAAGGACACAAGGACCGUGGCCUCUCAAAACACUGCACUGGGUAAGCCUCUGUCUCCCACAUUUAGUCAUCCAAACAUGGUGUGGUCUACAAGUAUGGGCAUGUGCACAGUGAACAGGAAACAGAAUGAAACAAGGACAGUCAAUGUGGAGCGUCCUGCUAUUAUCCCUGUCAGUACUCCCAACAAUCUCAUGAAUCCAAUGAGCAAAGAAAAGAGCGGAUUGAAAAGAACAUCUCCAGAAAUAAUCAACCUGGAGUGCAACCCAGUCAUCCCAAACAAGCUCCCCAAAAGCAUCCUCAAUCCUGUAAGAGAAGGUAACAGUGGCAUCAGUGUCACACAAACGGCACCUGUUAGCCAUAAUGCAGCUCUUAAUGCUCUGUCCUCCAUGGCUGCCAACCGGUUGAGUACAGCGCUGCAUCCAGACGGCAGGGCAACAAGCGUCUCCCAGAGAGUGGUGGAUGAGAGAAAGAAUGUGAUUGUAGAUCAUUCAAAGAGUAUCCCACCCAGGAGGGUCUGCGACACAAAAACCAUUCCUCAAAAUGUGCCGUUGGCUGUGAAGCUGGAACCUCAGGCGAUGCACCUCAAGAGCAACACUGUUUCUAAACCAAUGAAAGAGGCGGUGUCGUUGAACCAGCAAACUUUGAAAUCAACUUCUCCCUGUUUAAGUGUUCCAGCUGUCCAAGUGAGACCUCAGGUAAUUUCAGUCGGUAAGAAUGAUGUUGCAAAUCAGUCUCCGGUCAAAACAUCUGUCCUCUUUAAUCACACAAGUUCAAAGACCUCCACUUGGACUCAGGAAGUGAGACCAAAGGAGACGGCAAGAGAAGGACAUGUGUCGGAACCUGAGAGUUUCCCUGUCAUCUCCUCUGUGUUUUCAUUAAGUCAACAGCCAGAGGAAGCCCAAGGUUCCAUUCAGCCUUUGGUAAUGGCUCUGCGCGGCAUAGUGAUGGAUAAAAGGAGCAGUUCCGGCAGUAAAACCCAAGGUCACGUUAAGAUAACGAACAGCACAGAGCAAGCGAGCGCUGCUCCAGCAUCAUGGCAUUCACAUCAGGUUGCCCCAAAAAGUGGAUCGUUUAUUCGUGACCUGUUAUUGACAAAGCAGAAGAGUGAGUCUGUAAAAGAAGAAGAGCAUGAUAAGGAUGUUCAGCACCCUAAUGCACUGACCAACAACCAUGUCCAUGUCAAGGAGGAAAAGAAUAGCACUGCACAGACAGACAGUGUUCAAAGCAGUCACAUUUCUGCUUCCAAAUCUUCAACAGAUGAGGAAUCUACAGUUGUCUCAAAUGUAGAGGAAUCUGAGACGGCCAAAAGUGAGCCUGACAUCUCCUCAAAGUUUCUCACCGUCUCUCUGAAAAGGGUCCAAGUAGGCGUGUGGAAAAAAAGCAAGAAGGGACUGAAACUUAGAAUAUCCAAAUAUAAGACUGAGGUCCCUGUGGCCAGUCUAACUGAUUGUACGGUGAUUUACCCGAUGCCGCUGAAGGUGGACCAACUGGUGAAACGUCCGGGUCCGUACCAGCCGGUGGUGGUUCUCAACCAUCCAAAGCCCCGGGUUUCUGUACAGGGAAUGAGAGCAGACACUUUUGCAGACACAGGAGCCUCUCAAGUGGUUCCAAAGUGUCAAAUCUUAAAAAUGAGGCUGAGCAAAGUGAUGGGCCAAAAGUACGAGGUAAUGGGGUGUACUGUUGGAGUUUUUCCAUGAAUGUAUCGGACAAUUCAUCACUGGACAGAAGUGUACAUUUAUGAUGAAAUAAGUAGUAUUACAGUGAAAAGAAAAACUUAUCUUACACUGAUAAAAUAUUAAGGCAAUUAUUUUCUUUAUGGGAGAACAGGAUUUAAAAAAAUAUGGACAUCGAAGGAUCACUAAACAUUGUCUUAUAUGUAUUAUAUGAAAUAUUAAAGUGCAAUGUUUGACUUUGACUCAUGGAACAUGUACUAUCUGCCGUUGUAAAUUCCUGUUAGCAACGCACAGAUGUUAGAUACUGUUGCAGAAGUUUGAGAAACCAGUAGAUCUGUCAAAGUCAUUAAUGCAUGCUGUUUAUUUAAAAAGAAUCCCUUUUAUUUAUUUGUUUUGUUUGCAUCGCUAGUAUGGCAUUGGUAAUCUGUCUUAUCGUACACCAGUAAGUAAUGGGUAUUAAUGAAAAAUUUGCAAUGGCAUUUUUGUAUGAUGUCAUUUCUUGUGGGUCAAAACUCACGUGCAAUAUUUAGCACAAAAACAAUACAGUGAAAAUAUGACUUUACCAAGUAAUAGUCCAGAUGCACAGUUCAAUGUAAGGACAGCAAAAGAAUAUUUCCAGUCGUCAUUUAUGAGAAAACAUUUUGUAUCUUUGACAUUGUCCCCAUUUCAUUGUGUAUUCUUAGAUGGCUUGUUGUAUAGACUCCACAAAUUCAAAAUUUUAGCUCUUAAACCCGUCCAAAAGGCCUGUCCAGUUUCAAAAUCUUCUCCAAAUUUGGCCUGAGAAACAUGAUUUCAUAAGGAUGACAACCUUUAUCUGUUGUUCUGCUGCCAUUUUUGUAGAGAUGCAUUCAGGCACUCUUUGUAAACUCUUGUAUUUGGGGAAAAUGACAUGUUAGUACACAACAUUAAGUUCAUUAUCCGAAAUUGAUCAAUGAAAAAGUCACUUUAAAGUGUAAAUAAUGGAAUUUAAACAUACACUCCACUGUGUGCUCCCGUUAUCCGUUUGGAAAUUUUAUAAAUCGCAGAGUUUUACAGUGAGAACAAAGUUUGCCAGUUGUACAUACAUACAUGUUAAGCUUGGGUUUUGUUUUGUUCCCCACCUUGCUGGACUUUUUGGGUGAAAACUUGAAUGUUUUGGACGUAACCAGCUGAUGAACGGGUGAUUGAAUGCACCAUACGUUGUGAUUUUUGCAAGGCCAGCGCCAAAGGCUUAAUAUUGUGCAUUUUUCUUUUAUUGUCUCUCGCCAAUUACUUUAUAAUUUUUCAGGGGGUGUAUUCAUUGAACUAUAAUGUGUAAAUAGUUACUGAUUUUCUUGGUCUAAUUUAUUUGACUUUAAACUUGGAAAUGAAUUUUUCUGAAAUGUCAUCUUAGAUUUGCUCUUUCUUGAGGUGUGAAGUUCCAGCCCCGUCACAGUGGAGUCGACUAAAGCAACCCAAAUUGGUUUAUUACUGUAACAGAGACAAAACCCUGUCCUGUUUUUUUCUGCCAUGAAGACACUUAAUGUCUGUGCUUUUUCUUGUGCAGUUCAAACCUGUUGUACAUUUUUUGAAAGAAUCAAACAUAAGCAUUCGUCUCUCUUGGUACUUUGCAGAUCUGUUUCUCUUCUUACGGCAGCAUUAUGACACCUGUGUGUUCUUGUUUAUACUAUAAUCAUGAUGGUUGAGGUGCUAGACCUAUGGUUAUACAUAUAGGUUUUGGUUGCCCCUAGUUUUUAACAUGUAUAUACAUUUGUUCGUGGUCAGAUUUUAUUGUGUACAUACUUGUAAAUAUGAAACAUGAUAUUCAUACUCAGUAGAAAAUGUCCUCUUCUGCACCAACACUUAAACUGUGCUUUACUUUCCUUCAGCUGCAGUGUCUAAAGCUGCUGUGCAGGCUUUGUUAUAUAUCAAUACUUUAAACGUCUUUGACAGUUCGUUCUGAUUGUUAUACUUUGUUUUCAAUUCAAGGCUCAUCUGUGUGAGAAGAAGUCAUGUUCCAGUUUAAAGUGUUUUCAGUUUUAUUACAUCCUCAGUGUUCAUAUCAUUGUGAUUCAUGCUUUUAUAAUGACAAUUGUGUAACUCCUCUUUUUUCUAUUAAAAACAAGAUAUGAUCAUA
Molecule: messenger RNA, 4832 nt
Organism: Amphiprion ocellaris (clown anemonefish)
Lineage: Eukaryota; Metazoa; Chordata; Actinopteri; Pomacentridae
Product: zinc finger protein 518B
Exons: 2
Coding region: 329-2761 (810 amino acids)
Biological process (GO): regulation of DNA-templated transcription
Molecular function (GO): DNA-binding transcription factor activity, RNA polymerase II-specific; RNA polymerase II cis-regulatory region sequence-specific DNA binding
Source: RefSeq, a predicted model, not a curated record